CCUUGGGCAUGAGGUAUUUUCCGGGUACGGGUCACAUGACCACAGUAUUAAUUCUCAUUGGCUAGCAUAUGCCUAGUGUGUAUUUCCGGAAGUAAGUUGUCAGUGACAAGGGUUUUAUUAGCUCUAUCAAACGUCCAAUCUAUAGCGGCGCAGUGACAGGAUGGCACAUUGGUUUCACAGAAACCCUCUGAAGGCAACCGCACCUGUGUCCUUUAAUUUUUAUGGAGUGGCAGGAAGCCCGGCUGCCAACAAGAUAUGCAAUGACCUGAGGACAACCAGGGCAAGACUCCUGGAGAUGUUUACCGAUGUCACUUGCACCCCCGAGACAAUGAAAAACGCCACGGAUGCAUAUUUAUCCCUCCUGCAAGGCUUCAUCGCAUCCUUGGAUGGGACCACACAGGAGAACAAGAUGAGGUUUAUUCAGAACUUCAAGUGGACUGACACUUUACAAGGAAACACACCAAGUGCCCAGCAGGAUGCAAUCUUUGAACUGGUGUCUAUGGCCUUCAAUGUAGCCAUCUGGUAUACCAAGUUUGCGUCCAGGUUAGCAGGGAAGGAAAACAUAUCAGAGGAUGAAGCAAAAGAUGUUCAUCGGAGCCUGAAGGUUGCUGCUGGAAUCUUCAAAAACCUCAAGGAGGUCCACAUCCCUCGCCUCAUCACCCCGGCUGAGAAGGGUCGAGACCUGGAGCCCAGAGUGAUAGAUGCUUACAUUAUCCAGUGCCAAGCAGAGGCACAAGAAGUGACUAUUGCCAGAGCGAUUGAGCUGAAGCACAACGCCACACUUAUUGCAGCGCUCGCAUUUGAAACCGCAAACUUUUAUCAGAAAGCGGACCACACACUCAACACCCUGGAGCCAGAGUGUAGCAGCAAAUGGAGGAAGUACCUUCAACUGAAGCAGCACUUUUACAUGGCUUAUGCAUACUGCUAUAAUGGCCUAAUACUGCUGGCAAGUGACAAGUGUGGGGAGGCUAUACGAUCUCUCCAGGAGGCAGAGAAGUGUUACUCCCGCGCUGAGGCUUUGUGUAAAGAGUAUCGUCAGACAAAGGGCCCUGGCACCACGGCCAAACCUUCAGAGCAGCUCUUCUUUCUCAAACUGGGCGGCGUCAUCAAAAAUACAUUGGAGAAGUGUCAGAGAGAAAAUGGUUUCAUAUACUUCCACAAGGUCCCAGCUGAGGCACCCCAGCUAGAGCUGAAGGCGAGCUAUGGUCUGGCUGAGCCUAUCGCCUUCGAACUGCCACCUCUCAGCCAGCAAUGCACAGCUGAAGUCUAUGCCACCUUUGACCUGACCAAGGGGGCCAAAAAUGACAAGGCCAAACCGAAGGAAGCGGAAGUGAAACCGGUCAAGGAGCCAGAUUUGAAUCCUCAGAAGGACACGGGCUGCAUCAUCUCCUAAACUCUCCGCUGAUUCUACAUUCUCCCUUUCAGUACUCUUCGAAAUGCUGACAUCUACUGUAUAUUACUUUUUAUGUAAACCUCCAUAGGAAGAAAGUAUUUUUUGUAAAAUUAUUUCAUGGUGUUUUACGUUACGUGUCUGCUGAAAUAUGUGUGCUUGGGUUUUGCCAGCCGUUAUCACUGCAUUGUCCUUAAAACUAGUCACACACAAGCAGAUUGUUGAAGUGAAAUUUAAACAUUGAACAAACACUUAGCUCUGUCAGGUUUUGGUUAGUGCAGUAUCCAUAGGUCUGCUGAGCAGGUUGCUUUAAAUUUGUUCCUGAUCAGAAAUUGUCCUUUUAGGAAAUGUAAUGCUAUUUAUGGUGCCUUUGGCUUCAUUACAGCAUAAACCUGUUCACCAAGUCCGCCUACACAAUUGUGUUGUUCUAGCUCUUAUGUGAAUAAGAAAUAGGAAAAUAAGGAAAUAAUUACAAUUAGCCUAUUAAACCCUAAUAAAUAGUCGCAUCAGAACAUUGUUCUAAAAAAUUGUUUUAACAUUUUAACAAUCAACCUGCAGUAUAAGCUAAAGGCUGUUUCCAAUGACUAGAUGCAUUUAGAUGCAUUUCAUUUUCAGGAGAUUUGUUUAGGCUUUCCUGUUAAACAUGCAGCAACAUAGUAAAUUAUAGACCACUAGUUACAUAUUUGUAAAACUGACAUCCCUGGAUGUCCUGAUAAUUAGUGUGCAGCUAAUUACAUCUUAUACACUAUUGAAUCUUAAUGUGGCUACAAUUGUAAUUUGCAUUUGCAAGUUUGAAAAACAAAAAUUCAAAAAGGUUUUGUUAUUAAAUUACAAAGUGAUUGUAUAAAAAGUAUUAAAAGCAUGUUAUUUCCAACUGAUUAGGUGUAAUUUAGUGUAAAUUAAGUAUGUUUACUGGGUAGUUACAGUGUAAUGAGUGGGAUGUGAUUUCAGCAAACACUAAUUAACAGAAAAGUGAAUCAACAGUAGACAGACAUAAGGAUGAAGCUUGCAUGUUCCACUGACGGUUUGUUUUAGCUGUAGCAGUUUACAAUCACUAUUUAAUUUAGACAACAUGUCUACUGUAUGUACUAUAGUUUUGUUUGUACAGUCGUAACGUAGCUAUUCUAUACCUUGACUUUUAUUUCGAAGAGCGUACUGUUAUUGGAUGAAGUUGAGUCGUUCUUCAGCAUGAUGAUUUCCAUUUGGGGGAAUUCUCAUUUACUCCUCUUAUGUAACAGCAUUUUGAGUUGACAACUUAAAACACUCAUGUCAGUAAAGAGUUCUGUGUGAUUUCAAUUAUAUGUUAUGGUGAUGUUGGAUUUCAGUGGAUUAAUCACAGCAGCUAUUGACGCAUACCACUGACAACUGAGAGUUGUUAGUAGCUGACAGUGUGUGUAGACAAUAUUGAGUGUCCUCCAAGACAAAGAUCAACUAAAUAAUUGAAUGUACUGCUGGAGAGCUGCUUCCCAAAAGUACUAUCAAACCUUUCCCACUUAAUGUCAUGAGAUGAAGCAUGACUAUCAGUUGAUCAAUAUAUUGUAAUGUAAGCGCUGAGCUAAGGUGACAGAAAUGCUGAACGUCUUACAUAUUAUUUCUUUCUGUCAUUGUAACAUAUUUGCACUUUAUACACAGAUGUGUAGAUUAAAGUACUUUGUAUGAAAAGGUGAGUUUGAUCGAGAAGGAUAAAUCCGACCAGGUUGAUCUUCAUUCUGUCAAAGGAAGAUGUUUUUGAAAAGAUGUAUUGACUCAUGAUUAGUGUACCCUCCUGUUCUUCAUUCUUCUUCUUCUUCUGUAUCCUUCAUGUAAAAUAUAUUUCAAAGGGUAUUAAAAUGAUCAUAAAGCUC
Molecule: messenger RNA, 3234 nt
Organism: Betta splendens (Siamese fighting fish)
Lineage: Eukaryota; Metazoa; Chordata; Actinopteri; Anabantiformes; Osphronemidae
Gene: brox
Product: BRO1 domain and CAAX motif containing
Exons: 13
Coding region: 161-1393 (410 amino acids)
Source: RefSeq, a predicted model, not a curated record